This is a messenger RNA of Procambarus clarkii (red swamp crayfish), 7923 nucleotides long. The record is from RefSeq and is a predicted model, not a curated record. Lineage: Eukaryota; Metazoa; Arthropoda; Malacostraca; Decapoda; Cambaridae.
AUGGAUAUAGGGAGGAAAUGUUCAUCCCCACUGGUGUAUUGGCAUGCAUCUUGCCCGCUGCUGGUAGAGGGAGAGGAACCUUGCCCGCUGCUGGUAGAGGAACCUUGCCCGCUGCUGGUUGAGGGAGAGGAACCUUGCCCGCUGCUGGUAGAGGGAGAGGAACCUUGCCCGCUGCUGGUAGAGGAACCUUGCCCGCUGCUGGUUGAGGAACCUUGCCCGCUGCUGGUUGAGGGAGAGGAACCUUGCCCGCUGCUGGUUGAGGAACCUUGCCCGCUGCUGGUAGAGGGAGAGGAACCUUGCCCACUGCUGGUUGAGGGAGAGGAACCUUGCCCGCUGCUGGUAGAGGAACCUUGCCCACUGCUGGUUGAGGGAGAGGAACCUUGCCCGCUGCUGGUAGAGGGAGAGGAACCUUGCCCGCUGCUGGUUGAGGAACCUUGCCCGCUGCUGGUUGAGGGAGAGGAACCUUGCCCACUGCUGGUUGAGGGAGAGGAACCUUGCCCGCUGCUGGUUGAGGAACCUUGCCCACUGCUGGUUGAGGGAGAGGAACCUUGCCCGCUGCUGGUUGAGGGAGAGGAACCUUGCCCACUGCUGGUUGAGGGAGAGGAACCUUGCCCACUGCUGGUUGAGGGAGAGGAACCUUGCCCGCUGCUGGUUGAGGGAGAGGAACCUUGCCCACUGCUGGUUGAGGGAGAGGAACCUUGCCCACUGCUGGUAGAGGGAGAGGAACCUUGCCCGCUGCUGGUUGAGGGAGAGGAACCUUGCCCACUGCUGGUAGAGGGAGAGGAACCUUGCCCAAGGCUGGUUGAGGGAGAGGAACCUUGCCCGCUGCUGGUUGAGGGAGAGGAACCUUGCCCGCUGCUGGUUGAGGGAGAGGAACCUUGCCCGCUGCUGGUAGAGGGAGAGGAACCUUGCCCGCUGCUGGUAGAGGGAGAGGAACCUUGCCCACUGCUGGUAGAGGGAGAGGAACCUUGCCCACUGCUGGUUGAGGGAGAGGAACCUUGCCCGCUGCUGGUAGAGGGAGAGGAACCUUGCCCGCUGCUGGUUGAGGGAGAGGAACCUUGCCCGCUGCUGGUAGAGGGAGAGGAACCUUGCCCUCUGCUGGUUGAGGGAGAGGAACCUUGCCCUCUGCUGGUUGAGCAGUGGGCAAAAUGCUAAAAGUCUUACUCUCCUCAACAGUGGAAACCAUAAGUAGACAUCUUUCCCACCACUUGUGUAUGGUAAGGAGCCGUGCCCUACACUAGUGGUGGGUAAGGUGCCGUGCUCUACACUAGUGGGUAAGGUGCCGUGCUCUACACUAGUGGUGGGUAAGGUGCCGUGCUCUACACUAGUGGUGGGUAAGGUGCCGUGCUCUACACUAGUGGUGGGUAAGGUGCCGUGCUCUACACUAGUGGUGGGUAAGGUGCCGUGCUCUACACUAGUGGUGGGUAAGGUGCCGUGCUCUACACUAGUGGUGAGUAAGGUGCCGUGCCCUACACUAGUGGUGGGUAAGGUGCCGUGCUCUACACUAGUGGUGGGUAAGGUGCCGUGCUCUACACUAGUGGUGGGUAAGGUGCCGUGCUCUACACUAGUGGUGGGUAAGGUGCCGUGCUCUACACUAGUGGUGAGUAAGGUGCCGUGCCCUACACUAGUGGUGGGUAAGGUGCCGUGCUCUACACUAGUGGUGAGUAAGGUGCCGUGCUCUACACUAGUGGUGAGUAAGGUGCCGUGCUCUACACUAGUGGUGGGUAAGGUGCCGUGCUCUACACUAGUGGUGGGUAAGGUGCCGUGCUCUACACUAGUGGUGGGUAAGGUGCCGUGCUCUACACUAGUGGUGGGUAAGGUGCCGUGCUCUACACUAGUGGUGGGUAAGGUGCCGUGCUCUACACUAGUGGUGGGUAAGGUGCCGUGCUCUACACUAGUGGUGGGUAAGGUGCCGUGCUCUACACUAGUGGGUAAGGUGCCGUGCUCUACACUAGUGGUGGGUAAGGUGCCGUGCUCUACACAGUGGUGGGUAAGGUGCCGUGCUCUACACUAGUGGUGGGUAAGGUGCCGUGCUCUACACUAGUGGUGGGUAAGGUGCCGUGCUCUACACUAGUGGUGGGUAAGGUGCCGUGCUCUACACUAGUGGUGGGUAAGGUGCCGUGCUCUACACUAGUGGUGGGUAAGGUGCCGUGCUCUACACCAGUGGUAGGCUACAGUAGUAGUUGGCAAAGUGCCUUGUUCUAUACUAGAGGUUGGCAAAAUAUUUCCCCAAAACAAAGAUUGUGGGCAAGAUGGCUUUCCUCUCGCAUUGUAAUAGUCUUGCCCAGUACUAGUACACGGGAAAGCGUUUUGGCUACCACUGGUGCAAACGUAGAGGUCCACAAGGGGAGACAUCUUGGCCAGAAUGUUAGGAAUACUAUUAUGCCGACUAGUCUAGUCACAAGGUGAUGACCUAGUCUGGGGUGUGCCAUUCUCCGGGUACAGUACAAGGUCAUGCAAGUUUGCGGUGUAUCUUUCUCCAGGCACAAGGUCGUGACCUAGCCUGAAGGCUCCAUAUGGCAUCAGCCGAGUUUGUUUAUCUGGAGCUGAUCUAAGAAAACUUCUAUAGGCUUUUGUAAUGACCAUUUGUAUAGUUUGAUCAGGUAGGAUAAUCUGAAUACAUAAAGAUGUGGAUGAGAGCUGUGUUGAUCAGUGAGAGAUAAAUGAAAACUAUGCAUGAGAGAGAGAGAUAUCUAUAAAUUUUAUGUGGCUAUUUUGCCAGGACAAGGGAACGACAUCAGUUCCAUUAUGAGCAUGAUGGCAAGACCAGUUUGAUCUAGAAUUUUGUUCUGUGAUCUUCAUUUGCAAGUGUACAUUAAGUAUUUAGUGCAGUAGUUCAUUCUCUCUAGCAACAACUUGUAAUUUGCAGCAUGUAUUGUGAAUGUUUUGCAACAUCUCUACACCAAGUGACACUAGGGAGGUGCGUGUGUAUAGAAGGUUGUACAGAUGUUAUUCUGAUCUGCAAGUCCAUGAGAUGUGUGCCGUAUUCUUUAUUAAAGGGGUGAUAUUUUAAGUGUACUUUGUGUAAUAGUUAAAGAUAAGAUAAAGUCAUUUGGAACGAUGUACGUUUAUUGGGUUGUAGUAGUUCUUUAUAAAAUAGUCGUGAUUAGUCGCUUAAAUUUGGAAUGUGUUCAUUUUGGUUAAUGCAGUAUAACUUUUUAUUUUUAUUUAUCUUUAGUGGAAUAAAAAUGUGGAAAAAAAAUUGAAACAAAUUUCUACUUUGAACAAUAGAAAUUUAUUUUUUAUUAGAUAACAUUUGAGAAAUGCAAAUACAGCAUGGAAGCUCCAAGCAUUCACAUAGUGUACAGUAGUUAAAACCCCAUAUCCAGAGUAGAUUUUAUCUAACAAAGGCUUCUGCAAUUUCGUGUUUCAAGCGUGAAAUUUAAAUUAAAAAUUCCUUCAAUGCUGUUCAGUUUAUAUUUUUGUGACAGUUUCUACUUUAGGUGAAAAUGCUUGAAAAUAACAUAUUUUGUUUAUUCUGAUUUAUUAGUUCAUGUGGCCAGGUCAUCUUGUUACUGACCAGAGAGUAAAGGCCGAUCUGGUUUCAGUGUCUGACCUUGUGCCGAAACUGCAUCAUGAUGUGGCCAGGUCAUCUUGUUACUGACCAGAGAGUAAAUACCGAUCUGGUUUCAGUGUCUGAUCUUGUGCCGAAACUGCAUCAUGAUGUGGCCAGGUCAUCUUGUUACUGUCCAGAGAGUAAAGGCCGAUCUGGUUUCAGUGUCUGACCUUGUGCCGAAACUGCAUCAUGAUGUGGCCAGGUCAUCUUGUUACUGUCCAGAGAGUAAAUACCGAUCUGGUUUCAGUGUCUUGACCUUGUGCCGAAACUGCAUCAUGAUGUGGCCAGGUCAUCUUGUUACUGUCCAGAGAGUAAAUACCGAUCUGGUUUCAGUGUCUUGACCUUGUGCCGAAACUGCAUCAUGAUGUGGCCAGGUCAUCUUGUUACUGACCAGAGAGUAAAUACCGAUCUGGUUUCAGUGUCUGACCUUGUGCCGAAACUGCAUCAUGAUGUGGCCAGGUCAUCUUGUUACUGUCCAGAGAGUAAAGGCCGAUCUGGUUUCAGUGUCUGACCUUGUGCCGAAACUGCAUCAUGAUGUGGCCAGGUCAUCUUGUUACUGUCCAGAGAGUAAAUACCGAUCUGGUUUCAGUGUCUUGACCUUGUGCCGAAACUGCAUCAUGAUGUGGCCAGGUCAUCUUGUUACUGACCAGAGAGUAAAGGCCGAUCUGGUUUCAGUGUCUGACCUUGUGCCGAAACUGCAUCAUGAUGUGGCUAGGUCAAAAGCAGCUUGCCACCGGGAAACACAGGAGUGCCCUGGGCUCUCCUGUGGAUGACUGUACGAGGCUUGCUAGACGCCAUACGUUCUAUGUCAGCUGGGAGACGAGGAAGUAAAGUCGGAGCUCAUCUUGUUUAUGAGGUUUCAUAAUACUGGAGGCUGCCAGUCCUUUAGUUCCAUGGGCCAAUGUGCUCAAAUGUCUUGAUGUGAAGGGCCAUUGACACCUGCGUUAAACUCGUCUUCCUGGUGAGAAAGAUUGGCUUGCUAGUUAGUGUGUUAGCCAGGUGUAGAGAGUGAGCAGAUGUGUGACAACUCUGGACCAGGUGUAGAGAGUGAGCAGGUGUGUGACAACUCUGGGCCAGGUGUAGAGUGUGGGCAGGUGUGUGACAACUAUGGGCCAGGUGUAGAGAGUGAACAGGUGUGUGACAACUCUGGACCAGGUGUAGAGAGUGAGCAGGUGUGGGACAACUGUGGGCCAGGUGUAGAGAGUGAGCAGGUGUGUAACAACUCUCCAGCAGACAGGACAGGUCAGGUCAGGUCCUGUUAAACAGGACCUGGUAGUGACUUUCCUUGUUUGGGGCUUUGCCAGUAACUGACAAUACAUCCUCCCAAAAAUAAUACACAGUAUGUAUAGCUGCAAUUAAUGGAAUGUACAUAAUAUUGACUGUUCACAAGAGCCAGAAGUUCACAGUUUGUGUGAUUACUGUAAUUUUGAAGGCAAGAAAGAAAGCAACAACUAAGCCUAACUGUUCCUAGGUCUAGUAUAGUACGUAUAUGUACUAAAUUAGGUCUAAAAGUGGCUUAUUUAGAAACCUAAGGCAUGUUAAGUUUAUGGUUUAACCUUUUCCUUUUUAUGCCCUUUAGAAUUGCAUUACGGGCUCACCAUAGCCCGUGCUACUUGGAACUUGUUCUGAGUAGCUGUACCUAUAACAACAACAACAGGCACUAAUACAAAAUGUGAUCUUUAUUUGGAUAUAUUGGUCCAUAUUUUGUACGUUUCAUCCAUAGUACCGUACUGUAGCUGUGUGUGUGUUAUCACUUUUGGAGGAUGGGUUGGGCACUGUUGUGUUGUAUGUAGUUAAAGGUCGGUUCAGUCUGGGGCCUUCGGUGACGGGUUUGUCAACCUCUAGUUAAAGGUCAGUUUAGGUAGAGCCUUUAUAUGCCAGUGAUAUUUACCAGCUAUACUCAUGCCAUAUAUAUAGUAUGCCAUGUCAACCUUGCUAACCGUAGGAUCUCUUCUUCUCUCUCUCUCUCUCUCUUUCUUUUCUCUCCUCUUCUCUCUUAUCUCUUUUCUCCCCCCCCCCCCCUUUCCUUCCCUCCUUCCAAUUUUGAAAAUACUGUACGGUUAGUUUUGCCGAGCUGGGUGGUGCUGCUGUAUGCUUUAGUGGGCAUGUUUAGUUUGUAUUGUAUAUAUGCAUAUUUUUAUGAUUAAUGCAUUAUAUCUUCACUGAUGUUUUUACAUUUCAAUUUUACUUGCUACUCUUUACACUCGACAAUGCCUCUUAGACAUGAAAUAGUUCCAUUAUGUAUGUGAGUUUAUCUCAUUUAUUGUGUGUGGCAGCAGAAUUAAUCAUUUAAAUAUAUAGGACUACUAAAGGGUGAGCCUGUACAGUAUGUCCAGACAUUAUGCUUCGGAUGAGGUUUUAUGAAGUUUAGUGUAAUAUACUGUACUAGAGUAUUGUGUUUAUCUCACUUAAGCAAAGCACUGGAUGAUGGUGUUCAGUGGCUGUACUAACAGCAGGCUCUUCCAGGUGCCUGUGUGUAUGUAUUGGCUUCUCAUCCAGGUCAGACAACCCAGCCUCGUGUUCAGAUAGUACCUUUUGUAACUGGACCAUCGUACAUGCAUAGACAUAAUGGAUAAUUAGAUCGAAGAAUUUGGUAGUAUUUAUAGAGUUUGAGAAAAAUAUAGCUAAAGACCAAACUUAAAUAUUUCUAGACCUAGUACAGUACAUAUAUGUACUAUAUUAAGCCUAGAAAGGUUAGGCAAGGCAAAGUUUUCUUUGCAUCGUCAGAACAAGAAGCUUUCCGGUUUGUCCAAAUGUAAUAAUACCGAUUUCUACUUUCUAUUUGACUUUUACAUCAAUAUGUGUAUGAUGGUCCUCAUUGUUACUGUAUGUACUACCUACACAGGAGGAUCAGAGUUGAUGGCUCUUUAAGCGUCAUGUUUCACUCUCCUGUAAAUUGUGUUCAAAAUGAGCUGCGUUGCGAGUUGCGUGCUCUAAAUUUUCUAACAAAACCUGGCUUUGCUGUGGUCUUGGCUUUGAAAAGAAGUUCAUGGUAAAUCAUUUUAAUUUAGUUAUGUGAUUAACCUUGUCUUGUCACUUUAUUCUGAGGUUUUGUGCAUUUUGUUUUCAAAUGAUUAAGGGGCCUUGCACAUCUGUUAUGUUACAGACUUUGCCAUUCUUGCAAACUUUCUUCGGAAAGCUUUUGUUAACUAUUGCUGUCAGCAGAUUAAUCCCCAUCCAUUGUAUUAACACUACAUUUAUUUUCAUGUAUCUUUGCAACCUUUUUGUAAAACUUAAUCAGGAAUAAGAUAAACCUUUUCCUUCCUAAAAGCAAGCUGUAUCUCAAUUACAAAGUAAGCUCUCCUCCAAGUGUUCCACAGUCCUAUUUCUGAUUACCAGUGUUGUACAAAAUUUAAAACUCGGUGACAGAUCUUUAAAGUCCUCAUAUAUCUCCUUUCUUGGACACAAGCACCACAUGUGUGUAGUCUUCCGUGUGUCCAAUAGCUCUCCGUUUUCAAAUGAUACAUUAUGUAUAUUUUAGUCUAAGGGAUUUUUGGUAUCCACAGCCAAGUCUGGUCUGGUCCCUCUGCUUUACUUCCGUUUCAUCAAGCUUCAACUUCUCCUCGGGUACUUCCAUAAUGGGUUUCCAUCCUUGUUAUAACUUGUACUUGUCCUUCACUCUGGCUUAAGACUACCCUGGCCUUUUCCAUGAAGAAUGUGUGGAUUAAUGUGCACUUAAAUUUGCUGAGGCCGUCCUCGUUACCCCCUCAAGAAAGUUUCUCAUUGCUGGCAAAUGUUAACAAAGGUUGGCAUGUGAAAUUCUUUGACAAGCUUUCAAAUGCCGUUUUAAUGUCAGAAACACCUGAAAUUAGUUGGACUAUCCGAGUUAGAAUCGCACACUUCUUAAUGAACUUCCUAUCACCUACACCCGCACACUCACCCACCUGCAGCUAACUCUUCUCUCUAUAUGCACACAUAUCAAACUUUUUUUUUUUUUUUACAUACUCAGAGAACCUUAAUUCUAGAUAUAGUACAUACUGUAGUUUUAAUUAUUCUGAUGCCUUUGUAAGCAGUACUUUUAUAUGUAAAUAAUCUUUUUCCAUAGAACUUACUAAUCCAUGUUUUUCAUUCCUUCAGUAAUGCAUUUAUCUUCAGAGAAUGGUUUUGUAAUUCCUAAAACAUGCCCAGUACAAAGUCAACAUUUAUUUGAGAAGUUAGAAAUGUACAGAGAUUGGGUACUCGUGCUGAUUUGGAUCACUUUAAAAAAUUUAAUUAUUGUUUAUGCAAUAAGAUGCUGUAUUAUGUAUUAAGUUCCAAAUGUAGUAAGUCCUGUAUUAUGUAGUUAAUGAUAACAUAAUGGCCUGGAACAUAUAUGUAGUGCAUAAUAUAAUUUAUUUUUGUAUUUCAUAAAGGAUGUAGAAAACUUU